UUGAGAGAACUUACUUGAACUUUAUUUGUUUUAAAUUUUUAAGUUGCAGUAACCGACAAUUCUAGCGCCACAAAUUUCAUUGUCUUAUGUACAAUUAGGGCUGUUAUUGUUUUAUUAUUUGACGAAGUGCCGCAAAACUGACUGUCUAAUGAAAAAAUGCAGGGUUUAACGUAUUUCAAUGGAUGGACUAUGUUGACAGAUUCUUUCAACGCAGGAUACGGACGAACUUGGGGUUAUGGAUUGGCUGCUGGAGGGAAUGGAGCGCACUGGAAGCCGCCGGGCUGGCGUACGGAACCGUGCCCGUACCAGGCAUACGGUGUAGUGUGUCCGAACGGCAACAGGUGCCCCAACCUCCACUUCGCUCCGCAGGACGCUGAGAAUCGCCAGCGUCUGCGCCCGCUGAUUCUGCAGCUGGCCAAGGCGUUCAAAAAGAGUUACGAGGAUUAUAUCGCCUAUCACGCUCAUUUUCAGCACCAGGCCCAACAGUACCGGGGUGAGCAGUGGAACCAUCAAAGCGACGCUCGCCACUACAAGGGCACGGACCCGGUUGCACCGGACGGAUGGUACAGUGAUCGAAAUUGGCAGCGUAACUAUCCCGUAUUUCCGGGGAACGGCGGCACAAAUACAGCAUGGAUCCUGCCUCCACCAUUUGCGCCCAGAUUCUGCAGCUAAAGCCGCGGUUUUCAAGUUUUUGGCGCUCGGUGUUAAAAGGGAAGAGCGUUGCCCAUGUUUUUUUGUGUUAUUUCCAAAUGCAAGUCUCCGGCGAAUUUCUUGAUUCUCUGUUAGCCUGAUCUUAUUUUUUUACAGUCUUAUUUGUUAUUCAUUGUGCAUAUACUCUGUAAAGCUCAGUCGAACCUGGACGGUGGCAAUUGUCCCAGUAAAAAUGUAC
Messenger RNA from Paramacrobiotus metropolitanus, 889 nucleotides. RefSeq lists its product as uncharacterized. The transcript has 4 exons. NCBI's taxonomy places the organism in Eukaryota, Metazoa, Tardigrada, Eutardigrada, Parachela, Macrobiotidae. Bases 157 to 672 code for a protein of 171 amino acids. Gene Ontology annotation, molecular function: metal ion binding. The record is from RefSeq and is a predicted model, not a curated record.